CUCUUUUCUAACUUUCCUCCUCGUCAGUCUAAACUCAGGGAGAUCGUCUGGUCGACUUCCCGAACCGUAGCCCAAGUCACGUUUCUGUUUUCCGGCGAGAAACCAGUCGAGGGACGGACGCGCACGAGGACGAGGACGAGGACGUAGACGCAGACGCAGACGCAGACGCAGACGCAGAGACAGAGAAAGAGAAGAGAGAGAGAAGGCAGAAUGCAUUCAUUCGGUUACCGAGCGAACGCUUUGCUAACUUUUGCGGUGACAAUACUGGCCGUGAUUUGUGCAAUGGCCUCUUUCUCUGACAAUCUCAACGUCCCGUCUCCAACAUCCCAAGUCCAGGUGCUCAACAUAAAUUGGUUUCAGAAGCAGCCAAACGGUAACGACGAGGUCAGCUUGACAUUGAACGUAUCUGCUAAUUUACAAUCAAUGUUUACAUGGAACACAAAGCAGGUCUUUGUGUUUUUAGCGGCCGAGUAUGAAACCCCACAGAAUGCCCUGAAUCAAGUUUCACUGUGGGAUGGUAUUAUACCAUCUAAAGAGCAUGCAAAGUUCUGGAUUCACACAACAAACAAAUAUCGUUUCACUGACCAGGGAAGCAAUCUUAAGGGAAAAGAAUUCAACUUGACACUGCACUGGCAUGUCAUGCCCAAGACCGGGAAGAUGUUUGCUGACAAAAUAGUUAUGACUGGAUACCGUCUGCCAGAGGAAUACAGAUAGUAAGGGUAUUUAUGUGGUUUUUGCUUCAACUUUCUCUGUUUUUCUUAUAUGAGGGAUAUAGAGUGGUUAGCUUUAAAAAGAUUAUAGGCGAAUAGGAAAAUGAAGAUCGGGGAAGUUUGCAGGUCAGGGGAAGCGAGGAAAAUGAAAGGAUUACUAUUCUGAUUUUGCUUCUUACAGAACCAAGGUCUUCUGUAUGAUGGGGUGAGGACAUGGGGAAGGGAAAUUAUAGAUCUAACCUCUACCAUCUUUAUCUUUCUAUUUAAGUGACAUUAGAGUCAGUUGACUGCAUUGCACUGGUAUUGAAGAAUUAACUUACACAAGCGAAAUAUGGAUAUCUUUUCCUUCA
This is a messenger RNA of Macadamia integrifolia, 1060 nucleotides long. Its product is annotated as signal peptidase complex subunit 3B-like. The record is from RefSeq and is a predicted model, not a curated record. Gene Ontology annotation, cellular component: signal peptidase complex; membrane. The transcript is spliced from 6 exons. Gene Ontology annotation, biological process: protein targeting to ER. Bases 211 to 714 code for a protein of 167 amino acids. Lineage: Eukaryota; Viridiplantae; Streptophyta; Magnoliopsida; Proteales; Proteaceae.